Molecule: messenger RNA, 3918 nt
Organism: Bactrocera oleae (olive fruit fly)
Lineage: Eukaryota; Metazoa; Arthropoda; Insecta; Diptera; Tephritidae
Gene: ZnT41F
Product: Zinc transporter 41F
Biological process (GO): response to zinc ion; zinc ion transmembrane transport
Cellular component (GO): plasma membrane
Molecular function (GO): zinc ion transmembrane transporter activity
Source: RefSeq, a predicted model, not a curated record
AACACGCCCUACUUACAUGCAAAGAUAAAUACAUACGAACUCGUAUGUGGUUCUACUUGUCGAACAUGGAAACCACUUCAAACCGAGUAAACAGAGCAGUAUUACCCGUCUGAACAGCCAGCCACACAGACCGCUUGCGGCUUAUCAGCGAAUAGCAUUGACCAUAAACUCAUUAGCAAUAUCAGGCAAUUGCUUACGGACACACAUACACACGCAAAUUACUAUUUCGUUACUCAUGCAGCCAAAGGGGGAGCAGCUGAUCCAAUUUGGGAGCAACAGAGAGUGAAAGAGAGAUGGAGAGAAUGGAAGAGUGUCCAUAAGCGCACGUAACGCAGGCGAUAAUGGAGAUGGGCGUCUAGCUGAGUGUGACUAACAAUAAAACAGCAACAGCUACGAGAGGCAUUUGUACACGCCGAGGAAGGCUUUCGACGAUCGCAGAACACCCAACCCGCCUAAUUUUCAUUUAGUACAAGCAAAACAGCGCUACGGUUUGAUUGUCCGACGGCGGCGGAUGUGAAUGAAUGCGAUUAAAAGCGAGCUCGUAGAAUCAGAAGAACGCGUCCAGUGAGCGUCGAUAAAAAAACUACUUCAUUUAUUUUGCUUUGUGAAUUUUAUGUGCGUGCAAAGUGCGAGUUCAAUGGCUACAAUUUACAGAAGCAAUGAAAUAAAAUGAUAUGAAAAGAAUGAAAUACGGGUUUUGAAAUUGUACCAAAUUAACGAUGUAUUAUUUUCCGCAUAAAGAACACACAAAUUGCCGCUAAAAUUGCCACAAAGAAAUGCAAAUUAAAUAAGUUUUUCCUCAGUUUACACUUUGUCACCUCGAGUGUGAAAAGCAAUUGAAGCUAAAGCAAUGCCGCAAUGAAACAGCAACAAACAUCAUUAACAGCAAUAAAGUCAAUUGAAUAAUAUUUUCUGCUGAAAAUAACUCAACUCACACGCGACUACACGAGGUGCAUAUGUAUAAAAAAGCACAAAUAACUACAACAACAACAAAAGAAAUAUACAAUAUACAAUAAUAUAUCUACAUAUACAUAUGUAUGUAUGUCUAUACAAGUAGAUUUACCAUAAUUGUAUAUAGACUAUGACUAGUGUAUAGAGAAAACGAGAAUAAAUAUGAAAUAAAGCACAAUAGAAGCUUAUCCAAUAAAAACACAAACACACUUACAAAUAAAUAAAACACAUUCACACAUACACAAAUAAGUGUCUAAAUAAGUUGGGAAUAUGUCAAAAUAUCAACUGCUACUCGAACCGUCUGCCACCGGCGAUGAAGAUGCUCCCACAACAGUCGUAGACAACAAUGACAGAACAACAACAACAAAUACAAGCCUCCAUAAUGCCGCCGAGAACCUACAGGCGCUGCUCUACACCGACAGCAGCAACGAUUCCAGCAGCAGCAGCAGCGGCGGACAUGCGCGUGUAGUACACAACAACAACAAUAGAAGCGGUAGCAAUAGCAUGCUUAGGCCCAGCAGCGGCAGCAGCAGCAGUUGGGAGUACAGUCCCUUCGACAGUGUCAGCGCAAACAGCAAUAACACCAACAACAACAUUAAUCAAACAAAAGCGACUGUGAUGUCAAGAGCAACAGCAGCAACAAUGAGUUUAGCCAACAUGGAAGCGAAAACGUCAUCAACAUCACUAUUGUUGGACGCUUACGAGGCGGAUGACACAACGAUGGAGGUGCCACUGCUUGGCGGAAAUGAUAAUAGCGAUUACCAUAACCACGCACACCAGCACUUCAUCUCCGCUUCCGCUGCCGCCAACAAUGCUGCUGCCGCAGCCGCCGCCACCUGCCAUUGCCAAUUACCCGGAUUUGGCACAAAUCUGCAUACAAAAUCCACACAAGAUGCGAAAUUCAAAAUUGUAUUAGCAAUUACGCUGUGCUGCGUUUUCAUGAUUGUUGAAUUCCUUGGCGGCUAUAUGGCCGGAAGUUUGGCUAUCAUGACGGAUGCCGCCCACUUGGCGUCCGAUUGCAUUAGUUUUGUCAUCGGUUUAGUGGCAAUUUGGUUGGGCGGACGACCGCCCGAUGACCGUAUGACCUUCGGCUACAAACGCAUGGAGGUGAUGGGCGCCAUUGUGUCGAUAUUAGGUAUUUGGAUACUAACCGCAACACUAAUUAUUGUGGCCAUGGAACGUUUAUACUCCAAUGACUUCGAUUUGAAAGCCGACACUAUGAUGGUUAUAUCGGGCAUUGGCAUUUUAAUUAAUAUCGUCAUGGUUUUCAUACUCCACGGCUCAUCGCUAACGCAUGGAGCUGCUCAUGGUCACAGCCACGCACAUGCACAUGCGCACUCACAUUCGCACAGCCAUUCAGCGUCCGCCGACAAUGCUUUGCUGCAAGUGAAUGGUUCAAAUGGCGGCGGUGGCAAUGAAUACAAAAAAUGUGAUACCGCCGAGAACCUAAAUUUGCGCGCCGCCAUGAUACACGUCAUCGGCGAUCUGGUGCAGAGCAUUGGCGUCUUUCUUGCAUCAAUUUUGAUACAAAUUUAUCCUAGCGCGAAGUUUGCCGAUCCGUUGUGCACUCUUCUGUUCUCCGUUAUCGUUUUCAUGACCACUGUGCCUCUGUUUCGGGAAUCAGUUGGUAUUCUUCUGGAUGCUGUGCCGUCGUCGAUCUCACUGCGUAGUCUGGCGUUGGAUUUGGCCGACAUUGAAGGCGUUAAAUCCGUACAUCAUUUGAACGUCUGGAGUCACACAAAUAACCACAGCGUCAUGAUGGUGCACUUAGUCAUUGAUUUUCUCUCGGAUAGCAACACGGUGCUGCAGCGCGCCACACAAGUAGCCUGUGGCAGCAAAUAUGAUAUCAAACAUUGCACCAUACAAAUCGAACGUUCCUCGAGCGCAUAAAACCAUUGCAUUUAGACGAAUAAGCCAACAUAUGCUUGUGUGCAGCAAAGAAGAAAAAAGUAAAUGAAAUUAAAACUUGUAAUAAAAUCAUUAACUUUAUGAUUUUUAUUGCCAAAGACUGAACCGACAGAUUAAACGAGCGUUGGACGCCUUGCCAGACCGAUGAAUGUGUGAAGAGAUUGUGAAAUUUAAGUUUAAUAGUUAGCAGUGCGGGUAGAGUAAGAGAGAUAGGAGAGGAGAUGAUAUACAAGGAGAGGAGAUCUAUAUACAUAUAUCUAUGUGUUGGUGCUCAUUUAUGAGCGCUUAAGGACGCUUGGAGGAGGAGGAGGAGGAGACGGCAUCCGAGCUGGAGUAAUUCCAUCACAGACAAUUGACGUUGUCAUUAAAUGCUCUGCGCUAAUUGAUCGUUAAAUUUAUUACCGCUAUGACAAGGCGCUCGAGUGCGUGGAUAUAUGGCUGUUUCUCAUAUAUGUUUAUAUAUAUAUGAAGAAUGUAUAUAUUUCACACGUGUGCUUCAUAAAAUGUGUACAGCAUAUAUAAGUAUAUGCACAUAUAUACACACAUAUCAAACGACCCCAACUCACAAUCAUUUAUUGCCAUUACUCACUAUUACUAAGCGUGAAACACCAAAGUUCACCGCUAAAACAAGCAAAAAAAAACCAAAAAAAAAAACUAAAAUAAAUAAACUAAAACUCAAACAAAUCACAAAGGUGUGAAUAUAAAUUGUAGCUUUCGUAAAUAUAUGUAUAAGAGUAUAUACAGAAAAUAAACAGUCUGCUGUUUGCUUGUUUUAUCGCGCUCAAUGUGAUAAUGAAAAUCCUCGCGGUUAAACAGCAAUUACAGCGCUGCAAUAUUCAGGUAAACAAAAUUGCAAAAAAAAGUAUUAGAAAAAAAUAAAAUUGUAAAAUAAGCAACAGUUAAUUAGUAUAUGUAUGUGGCCUUAGUUUUUGAGCGUGUAUAUUAAUAUUAUGUAGUUGUAUAUGUCUAAUAGUUACUAUGUAAGUUGUUGUUGCAUCACAAAAAUUAAUUAAAAUUGUCAUAUUUAUUCAGCGAGGCUAAUAAAAGUAAAAUAUUAAA